AGUUAUAUUAAAGUAACAGGGUAUUUAAUAACCAUAGUGGAGAUUUAAGGGACAGGCUACUUCAGUGAGAAGGGCGCUCUAUAAGUUCACACCAUAUUGGAACCGAUAGGGAGCCAAUGACAGCAAUGACCCAUGGUCUCUAGUAUAAAGGUCCCACAGAUAAAUUAAAGCCCAAUUUAAGGUUGUAAGGAUUGUGUCGCUUAAUGACAGGGGCAGAUGGUGAUCAAUGAUUGGCUGAUGGUCAUGCCAUGCAUGAUGAAUGCGGAUUGGAUGAGGAUGUCAAUGGGGAGUGUCCAUUUUGAAAAAUCAAUUUUGAAGUAGUUCUCGCUCCUUCAUUCCUCAUUCCUAAACCACGACCAUUGUUAUACUUUUGCCCAUAUACUUCCAACUGUACCCGUUUCUUUUUAUAAGUUAAAGAAAAUAACAAUGUCCUCAAACACCCGUAACAAUGCUUCUUCUUCUUCCCGCACCACCAGGCCAGUGACACGUCAACAGACUGAGUCAGAGGCUCGAGAGGCAAGGCCUACUCGAAGAUAUAACCGUCUUCCCUUAGCACCAUUGUCUCCUAAUAUCAGGACCCGAUCCACUGGACCCAUCUACCAUGAAGAUGCAUCCAGCAUAAGAAUAAGGGUACCUGAUUCCUUAUCUCCAGAGCCAGAGCCAAGUGCAAGUGCUUUUAGUACAUCAUAUGGAGAAUUAGUAAGGAGAGCGUCUGCUGGGGAGUCUUGUCAGACAAGUGGAGUAUGCUCUUCAAGAGGGGUACAAAAGGGAAAGCGUCCCAGAGAGGAUGACUCCGGAUCUGUUGAGAACUCUUCGUCCGCUCCUUUUAAUAAGAGGAGUAGAUUUUUGAAAGGGCAAGAUCGUACGAUAGAGCUCAAGCAGAGUGUGGUGGAUUGCAUAUGUCCGGAUGAGUUUAUGCUUGUAUUUCAUCAUCUUCGAUGUGCAUACAAAUGGAUUGAUGGUCUGGACAAGACCAUUGUCGAGCAGGAAAAGACAAUCAAUGCUCUUUUAGUGAGAAUACAGAAUUUAGAAGCUCUGCACGCCUCUGGGUCAGGUUCUUCGCCUCAAAACAAGGGGAAGGCAAAGGCUGAGGAUGAAUGAAUGGUGCUUUCUCACGAAACUUAGUUUGUAUGAAUUGAAUAAAAUCAAAAUAAAUUGGUUGAAUAAAACUAAAAUAACUCGUUUCUGUGAUUCAAUAGUUCAGACUGAAGCUUAUUUAUCAAUGGAAAG
This is a messenger RNA of Lobosporangium transversale, 1230 nucleotides long. RefSeq lists its product as hypothetical. Lineage: Eukaryota; Fungi; Mortierellomycota; Mortierellomycetes; Mortierellales; Mortierellaceae. The transcript has a single exon. The coding region runs from base 427 to 1101 and encodes 224 amino acids. The record is from RefSeq and is a predicted model, not a curated record.